This is a messenger RNA of Haemonchus placei, 441 nucleotides long. The record is from the annotation of a GenBank genome assembly. Lineage: Eukaryota; Metazoa; Nematoda; Chromadorea; Rhabditida; Trichostrongylidae.
CAAAUCAACGUGCCACCAGCUCCGCCUGAGAAGCGAGAGUUCACCAAGUCAUCUCUAUCCAUUGAGCGUAUCGAUGAUAUCGUCAUUCCUGAACGUGUUCCCAAAACAACCGCCGAGGUCUCCCAAACGAUCACCGACGAAUAUCGCGUUUUCCACAUUGAUGAGCACUAUGAACCACAGCAAAUCACGACAACAGAACGUACCGUCCAUGGUGGUGUUACUUAUGAAGAAGGAGGUAAGAAGGAAGAAGAGAAGAGAGUGACCAUUGUUGAAGACAAAGAGACGGAAGAAGAGCACCGAAAGAGACUCCUCAUCGAACAGCUGGAACAAGAAGAAAAGGAGCUAAUCGAGAAAAUUCCGAAAGUUCUGAAGGAGGUCACGCAAGAGACAUCCACGGAAGGAUGGGUUCAGGUAAGUGCAGGAAAUAAUCCCCUCUCAUAA